UGUCUCCUGCUAUGUCUGACUGGGAGGCGGACAGUGAUGAGGACGAGCCUCGCGCAUCCUCCGCUAAGCCUCCCCUGAGCGAGUGGCGCUCGGGGCUGGCGGGUCCUUCGAGGGCUUUGGGGACCCGGCCGGUGGACGAAGAUAAAGAAGAGAGAGGCGGCGGGAAGAGAUGGGGCUCGCGGCCGGCGUCUGCCCGCGAGCCGUGGCAGUCGCGGGCCCUAGAGUAUCGGGCACGCGGCCCCUUUAGAGGAGGAGGAGGCAGGCAGCGGGUGGGGUCCCUCCCAUUGUGCUUCCACCUGGAUAAUGCUCUCAUCGGCACCCUCAUAGGUCGGGGUGGAACUAAAAUUAAGGAACUUGAGGAAUCAUCAGGUUGUAAAAUACAGGUUGUAAAGGGAAAUUAUGAAGCUGAAAUAAAAAUUUUUGGUGGAAGUGAUAAGCAAACAAAAGCUAAAAUGCUGAUUGAUGAUCUUAUUGAAAGCUAUAGUCAAAACAAUACAGGAGAAAGACGUAUUAAAGAUUCCUUUAAGUACCAGGAUAUUGGAAGUACUUCUUACAGUGAAAGUCAAUCUGUAGUUUUCAGUUCUGGAUUCAGUAGUCCAAAACAAUCCAUUAACUGGGCCUCCCUUCGAGAAAACAAAGCUAAAUAUGAAGCCAUGAAGUGGGCUGAUAUGCCUCCAAUUGAAAAGUUCUUUUACAAAGAAGCACCAAAUAUUGCUUUUAUGUCGCAAGAAGAAGCUGAUAAAUGGCGAAAAGAAAACAAUAACAUCACAUGUGAUGAUCUGAAAGAUGGUGAAAAACGUCACAUUCCCAAUCCUAUUUGUAAAUUUGAGGAUGCUUUUAAACAUUAUCCUGACAUUAUGGAAAAUAUAAGAAAAGUUGGUUUUCAGAAGCCUACUCCAAUUCAGUCACAGGCUUGGCCAAUCACACUUCAAGGAUUUGAUCUCAUUGGAAUAGCACAGACGGGUACUGGAAAGACACUAGCUUAUCUAAUGCCUGGAUUCAUUCAUUUGGAUUCACAACCAGUUUCUAGAGAAAAACGCAGUGGACCAGGUAUGUUGGUUCUCACUCCCACUCGAGAACUAGCACUUCAAGUUGAAGCAGAGUGCUCAAAAUAUUCUUAUAAGGGAAUGAAAAGCAUUUGCAUAUACGGUGGUGGAGACCGGAAAGGACAGAUCAAUGUGGUUACCAAAGGCGUGGACAUUGUUAUUGCUACUCCUGGUAGAUUGAAUGACCUGCAAAUGAACAGUUUCAUAAAUCUGAGGAGCAUAACAUACUUGGUAUUGGAUGAAGCGGACAGAAUGCUGGAUAUGGGUUUUGAGCCUCAAAUAAUGAAGAUUUUGUUAGAUAUACGUCCUGACAGACAAACAGUUAUGACCAGUGCUACAUGGCCAGAUGGUGUUCGCCGUCUUGCAAAAUCAUACUUGAAAGAUCCAAUGAUUGUUUAUGUUGGUACUCUAGACUUAGCGGCAGUCAGUACAGUAGAACAGAAGAUUGUUGUUAUUCCAGAAGAAGAAAAAAGAGCUUUCACACGUUAUUUCGUUGACACUAUGAAGUCUGAUGACAAGGUCAUAAUAUUCGUGGGAAAGAAACUUACUGCUGAUGAUCUUUCAAGUGAUUUUGGCCUUCAGGGAAUUCCAGUUCAGUCUUUACAUGGCAAUAGAGAACAGUGUGAUCGUGAACAAGCUUUGGAGGAUUUCAAAAAAGGCAGAGUUCGUAUAUUGAUAGCAACAGAUUUGGCUUCCCGUGGACUUGAUGUGCAAGAUAUCACUCAUGUCUUUAAUUUUGAUUUCCCUCGUAACAUUGAAGAAUAUGUUCAUAGAGUAGGCCGUACUGGACGAGCUGGACGCAUGGGGGAAGCUGUAACACUUGUGACUAGGAAUGAUUGGCGAAUUGCAUCUGAAUUGAUUGACAUUUUAGAAAGAGGAAACCAGGUGAUUCCUGAAGAACUCAUUUCGAUGGCUGAAAGGUAUAAGCAGUUCCAGAUGAAAAAGGAAAUGGAAAAAGAUUUAGGAAAGCCAUGGGGGCGACCUCGAAAAAGUUUCUAAACUAGUCUGAAAUAUUAAUUAUAGUUAGUGCCUAUGGAAAAUUCAGUAGAAUGAUUUGUCUGCCAUUACAACAAAAUAAAUAUUAAGCCUGGUUUUCUUCAAGAAAGGUGCAUUUUCAGUCUUUCUGAAAAACGUUAGGUUCUAUUUGGUACCCGAUUUGGAAACAACUUGUAAAUGUUCUCUGUGCUGCUUUGAAUUCCAUGGAUAUUAAUCUAACUAUUUUGAAAAAAUAUGAGAAUAAAAACCAUAAUGCGACAUA
Candoia aspera is the source of this 2304-nucleotide messenger RNA. RefSeq names its product DEAD-box helicase 43 (gene DDX43). Gene Ontology annotation, molecular function: RNA binding; RNA helicase activity; ATP binding. Lineage: Eukaryota; Metazoa; Chordata; Lepidosauria; Squamata; Candoiidae. The transcript has 16 exons. Bases 12 to 2045 code for a protein of 677 amino acids. The record is from RefSeq and is a predicted model, not a curated record.